Messenger RNA from Dujonia railenensis, 909 nucleotides. The record is from the annotation of a GenBank genome assembly. NCBI's taxonomy places the organism in Eukaryota, Fungi, Ascomycota, Pichiomycetes, Serinales, Debaryomycetaceae.
AUGUCAGGUUUACCUCAAUUCACUGUUGGUGAUUACGCUUCAUUCGCCCUUGCCGGUGCCAUUGGAUGUGGUGCCACCCACGGAGCUAUGACUCCUAUUGAUGUCGUCAAGACCAGAAUCCAAUUAGAACCAACUGUUUACAACAGGGGUUUAAUCGGUUCAGUUAGACAAAUCACUGCCUCCGAAGGUGCUGGUGCUCUUUUGACCGGUUUAGGACCAACCGUCUUGGGUUACUCUAUGCAAGGUGCCUUCAAGUUUGGUGGUUACGAAUUAUUCAAGAAGACUUUCAUUGAAUACUUAGGUUUAGAUACCGCUAGGCAAUACAAGAACUCCAUUUACAUUGGUUCUUCUGCUUUAGCUGAAUUCUUUGCUGAUAUCGCUUUAUGUCCUUUGGAAGCUACCAGAAUUAGAUUGGUUUCCCAACCAACCUUUGCUAACGGUUUAAUCGGUGGUUUCUCUAGAAUCUUGAAGGAAGAAGGUGUCGGUUCAUUCUACAACGGUUUCAUCCCAAUUUUGUUCAAGCAAAUUCCUUACAACAUUGCUAAGUUCCUUGUUUUCGAAAGAGCUGCUGAAGCCAUCUACGGUGCCAUCCCAACCCCAAAGAACGAAUUAUCUGACGCUACUAACACUGCUGUCAACUUGGGUGCCGGUGUUAUCGCUGGUUGUUCUGCUGCUUUCGUUUCCCAACCAGCUGAUACCUUGUUAUCUAAGGCCAACAAGACCAAGAAGCUUCCAGGUCAAUCUACUGUUGGUUUAUUAGCUCAAUUAGCUGGUCAAUUAGGUGUCAGAGGUUCUUUCGCUGGUUUACCAACCAGAUUGAUUAUGGUCGGUACCUUAACCUCCUUACAAUUCACCAUCUACGGUUCUUUAAAGAAGACCUUAAACUGUCCUCCAGCUGUUGCAUUAUAG